This is a messenger RNA of Carassius carassius (crucian carp), 1224 nucleotides long. RefSeq names its product golgin subfamily A member 6-like protein 24. The transcript has 3 exons. The record is from RefSeq and is a predicted model, not a curated record. The coding region runs from base 1 to 1224 and encodes 407 amino acids. Lineage: Eukaryota; Metazoa; Chordata; Actinopteri; Cypriniformes; Cyprinidae.
AUGAACAGAGAAAGAGAAGAAGAGAUUAAGAAACACGAAGAGGAGAAAGAGAGAAUGAACAGAGAACGAGAGGAAGAGAUGAAGAAACAGGAAGAGGAGAAAGAGAGAGUGAACAAAGAACGAGAGGAAGAUAUGAAGAAACACGAACAGGAGAAAGAUAGAAUGAACAGAGAACGAGAGGAAGAGAUGAAGAAACACGAGAAAGAGAGAAUGAACACAGAAAAGGAGGAAAAGAUGAAGAAACACCAAAUGGAGAAAGAGAGAGUGAACAGAGAAAAGGAGGAAGAGAUGAAGAAACACGAAGAGGAGAAAGAGAGAAUGAACAGAGAACGAGAGGAAGAGAUGAAGAAACACGAAGAGGAGAAAGAGAGAAUGAUCAGAGAAAGAGAGGAAGAGAUGAAGAAACACGAAGAGGAGAAAGAGAGAAUGAACAGAGAACGAGAGGAAGAGAUGAAGAAACACGAAGAGGAGAAAGAGAGAAUGAUCAGAGAACGAGGGGAAGAGAUGAAGAAACACCAAGAAGAGAAAGAGAGAGUGAACAGAGAAAGAGAGGAAGAGAUGAAGAAACACGAAGAGAAGAAAGAGAGAAUGAUCAGAGAACGAGGGGAAGAGAUGAAGAAACACCAAGAAGAGAAAGAGAGAGUGAACAGAGAAAGAGAGGAAGAGAUGAAGAAACACGAAGGAGAGAAAGAUAGAAUGAACAGAGAAAGAGAGGAAGAGAUGAAGAAACACGAAGAGGAGAAAGAGAGAAUGAUCAGAGAAAGAGAGGAAGAGAUUAAGAAACACGAAGAGGAGAAAGAGAGAAUGAAAAGAGAAAGAGAGGAAGAGAUGAAGAAACACGAAGAGGAGAAAGAGAGAAUGAAAAGAGAAAGAGAGGAAGAGAUGAAGAAACACGAAGAAGAGAAAGAGAGAAUGAACAGAGAAAGAGAGGAAGAGUUGGAGGAACUGAACAGAGAAAGAGAAGAAGAGAUGAAGAAUCUAGAAGAUGAGAAAGAGAGAAUGAACAGAGAAAUAGAGGAAGAGAUGAAGAAACACAGAAUGAAGAUGAUGAUGAACAGAAAAGAGAGAAUGAACAGACAACGAGAGAAAGAGAUGAAUAAACAUGAAGAAGAGAAAGAGAGAAUGAACAAAGAAAGAGAGGAAGAGAUGAAGAAACAUGAAGAAGAGAAAGACGGAAUGAAGAUGAUGAUGGACAGAGUCAGACAAACAGAGGAAGAAGCAUGA